Messenger RNA from Oxyura jamaicensis (ruddy duck), 4902 nucleotides. RefSeq names its product inflammation and lipid regulator with UBA-like and NBR1-like domains (gene ILRUN). Gene Ontology annotation, molecular function: ubiquitin binding. Gene Ontology annotation, cellular component: phagophore assembly site. The record is from RefSeq and is a predicted model, not a curated record. The coding region runs from base 128 to 1003 and encodes 291 amino acids. NCBI's taxonomy places the organism in Eukaryota, Metazoa, Chordata, Aves, Anseriformes, Anatidae. Gene Ontology annotation, biological process: macroautophagy. The transcript has 5 exons.
UACCCUCACCUCCCCCCCCAUCGCCCCCAUGCGGCGCUGAGCAGCGGCGGCCCCGGGAGCGGCCCCGGCAGCGGGGGGGAGCCGGGGGCGGCAGCGGCCGGGGGGUGCCGGCGGUGGCGGAGGAGCCAUGGAGGGCAUGGACGUGGACCUGGACGCGGAGCUGAUGCAGAAGUUCAGCUGCCUGGGCACCACCGACAAGGACGUGCUCAUCGGCGAGUUCCAGCGGCUGCUCGGCUUCCAGCUCAGCCCCGCCGGCUGCGCCUUCUUCCUCGACAUGACCAACUGGAACCUCCAAGCCGCCAUCGGAGCCUAUUACGACUUUGAGAGCCCAAAUAUCAACGUACCCUCCAUGUCCUUUGUUGAAGAUGUCACCAUCGGGGAAGGAGAGUCCAUCCCUCCCGACACCCAGUUCACAAAAACGUGGAGGAUACAGAACACAGGGACAGAGGCCUGGCCCCCAGGGGUUUGUCUGAAGUAUGUUGGGGGAGACCAGUUUGGCCACGUGAACAUGGUGAUGGUCAGGUCCCUGGAGCCCCAGGAGAUUGCAGACGUCAGUGUUCAGAUGUGCAGCCCCAGCACAGCAGGAAUGUAUCAGGGACAGUGGCGAAUGUGCACUGCCACAGGACUCUACUACGGAGAUGUCAUCUGGGUGAUCCUCAGCGUGGAAGUUGGAGGACUUCUAGGAGUAACACAGCAGCUGUCAUCCUUUGAAACAGAGUUCAACACGCAACCGCAUCGCAAGGUAGAAGGAAACUUUAACCCGUUCGCCUCUCCGCAGAAGAACAGGCAACCAGAUGAAAACAACCUAAAAGACCCUGGGGGUUCCGAGCUAGGCACAAUCAGCAAAAACACGUGGGGGCCUGCUCCUGACCAAAUCGAACAAGAUCAGAAUGGACUGUCACAAAACUCUGUAAAUCUCUCCCCCAGCAGUCACUCGAACAACUUGUCGGUAGUGACAUACAGUAAGGGUUUCCACGGUCCUUAUCCCUUCGGACAGUCUUAAAACACAAACACACAAAACGGGUAUCGGCAAGAGGAGAAUUUAAAGAACUGACUUUGGGGGGAAGGGAGGGGGAUCCGCGUGGCAGACAGACACAGCGUGGACCCCCCUUCUCUGCCUCCAUGUUCUGGAUAAAGAAGAAAAUAAAACAAAAGCCCAGUAACUUAAGACUAGCUGUUUCCAGAGGAAAAAUCUAAGUAUGCAUGUGUGAAUGCUGAAUUUCAGGAGUGCCGUUUAAUGCUAUGAGAAAGAGUAUACCAACGCCGUGGAUUUUUUUUUAGAAGUCAUUCUCACACUUAAUUAGGUAGCUUAAAAAGAAGAUUUAAAAAUGAAAAUGAAAAAAGCCAUCUUUAAGAAAAAUAUUUUGCCUACAGAGCGGUUGUAGUUUGAGCAAAUGUUUAAUUUCUGUUUGUUUCCUGUUCAUAUUUUUUUAAAAUAAGGGACAGCGUGCAUUUGUAUGGAACUGUCAUGUUUUGCUUGUUACCGAAUGGGAUUUUGCUUAGCAUCUUCUGGGUUUUGUGCGGUGACUUGUUUUUGUUGGAUGUGUUUUAAUGACAGGUUGGGUCUGCACCCAGCUCUGCGUUUUUAAUAUCACCUUCUGUUUAUAGUUACCAACUUCUUCAUCUUAAUUCUUCUUUUUUUUUCCCCUUUUGGUUUGGGUGUUGCUGUUAGUUGUCCUGCAUGUCGCUAGAAACCCUGCUGGAGACCAGGUCUCAGCAUCACAAUUAGGGAGAGACUCUGGGACUGGGUUAGGAUAGCGUGGAGGGCUCGUUCCCCUUCCCUUUGUACACGAAGUACACGUAAAUACACGCCCGUGUUAAUAAGAAACAGAUUUAUUAAAGUUCCAGAGCUAUGUGGUUAGCGUUUAAGAAUACCUUUUUGUUAACUCUGAUGUACAGUAGCUGUGCCUAGAGCGACCAAGCAAGUAUCUCGCUCUCGUGCCAAGAAGAAACUUUUCCUGUAGCCGUAAUUCACGUGCUGGUAGUUGCAGAGCUCUGCAAGUCCUGUCCUUAGGGCUUUGACUCUCCCGUCUCUCUCUCUCGCACACAGUUAAGUUGGAAUCCGUUUCUCCUGUGAUAAGGUGUUAGCUUCGAGGCUCGUUCUUGGCAUUUCUGAAUGUAGAGGAAGAGUCGGCAGCUGGGCUCGCUCUGUUGCCUUGUGUUGUUGCCUUUAUCAUCCUGGCUUGUAGCCUUGGUGAGGCUCUCGCCUUCUAACCGGGCUCUCCAGGGCUGGUUUCUAGAGGAGGGCUUGUUCCUCCAAAGAUGCGGGUUGCUCUGCUGCUCCUCCGCUGCAUUUUCUUGCAGUUAGUGGGUGGAAAGCCCGCAGUGAGGGGAGGGAGACGGCCUCGUGGGUUCCUAAAGCUCCGUGUCACCCUCACAUCCUCCCAAGGGGAGCGAGCUGAGGGGGCACUGGCUCGUGCAGAAGCUUGAACGAACUGCCAAAGAUACGACGAUAUGCAAAGACCCCGCUACCUUCUUCCAGAUCUCUCUGGUGCAGCCUCCUCUCUCCUCUUGGGAGCAGAGCGCAGGCGUGCUGCGGGCUGGUCGCUCUCUCCCGGUUGUGUUUUCUUGGUUGGCUUUCGGGGGAGGCUUCGUUUUCCUUGCAGCUACCAGUUAGUGCGUACAGGUGGAUCCUGUGGAGGGCUUGGGAGGAAACUAGGAUGCUGUAGCCCCGCGCUGACUGCUUGCUGUUACUUGUAUGGAAAUAGCUGACAGGUUUGUCUGUAUUUGGGUUUUAAGGGUCGCUGUUAACUAAAGCCUCCCUGCAAGAAUCUGCUUGCUGGGAGAAAUGAGUAUAAUGUGAGAAACCGCCUGUAUGCAAGAGGCACCGCGGGGUUUGGAUCGCCAGCCCCGUGCACGCGUGGUUUGGUGAAGAGCUGCUCAGGAAUGCAGCUGUGGCGGGUGGCGCAGUCUGGUUCUUGUCCUGGAACAUCCUUCUGCCCAGCUUUGGUUGUGUUGUCGUAGCAUCCAGCCCAGGGAGUGGUCUGCAUUGCUGCAGUGGUGCUGGGCAGGUCGAUCCUUUCCCUGCUCCCUCUUCUGGGAGCAGGUGGAGCUCGCCAGCAGCGUGGCACGCUCCGAAGCCGUGGAUGCCUGCCUGACCAGUGCAUCUCCUGCAAUGCUGCCGCUUCUGAAAGCAUCUAAAACACCCGGGACUGCAGUUUGUCCGGGUGUCAAGGUGAUUCCUUGUCUUUAUGAGCUCCUUUUGCCAGCUGGCUGGGUGGGGAAGCAAGACCUGAGCCUGCAUGCUACAGCUGGCACUGCGACCUCUGCCUCGUGUCGGCUGGGAGCCCCUUGAGCCCUCGGCUACCCCUGCUCUAGCUUUCUGCUCCCAGGCACGAAUUCUUCCCCUGCGUAGAGUGGCUGCCACGCCUGUGCUGCUCCUGCUAAGGCUGAAUUUUCCUUUCCUUGAAACAAGCUCGCAUGCACCCCACGUAGUCCCGUGCUCAGGAGGCACACUUGUUCUGCGCAGAUCCAAACCCACUCGCGAGUGAUUUUGGUCCGUGGUGGCCUCGUGACAAGGGUCACCGACUCCAGGGUGUGGAGAGAGGCAGAGCUCAAUCUGAGAUGCUGCUGAAAUCUGCAUCCUCUCUCUGCUCACCCCACAGCUGUCCCCCAGGUAGCCGAGCUAAGCGCUCUCAUCAUGGGGUGACCUCUCUGAAAUGACCGUGCAGAGCUCCGGGGGUGCUGGAGGUUGGGUUCUGGCCCUUGCUGUGCCAGUGGGACAACGUUUAGGUUGGUGGUUGCUCUACCUUGCCGGGUUUUUCCUCUAGUAAAAACUGUUUCACCGGGGCCGAAGGUGGUUUUCUCUCCUCUCUUGGAGCAUAGUGGUGCUGCCAGCCCUCACGCUGCUCUUGCUGUCAGGAUUCCAGCUUUAAACGAGGUGGGUUUGAAAUAUUCAGCAAAACUCCUUCCAGGUGACUUCAGGGCGCUGUGAUUGUAUGGGUUUCCGUAGGAUUGAGGCAUUCAAACUCAGAGACUUAGCAUCAGAUACAUGAAGUGAAUAGUAUGAAUUUUCAGGAGGGCUGAAUACCAAGAGUCUGGUGAGCGUGUGGCAGCUGAGGUGAGCUGAGCCCGGUGAGUUACACGUGCACACCUCGGGCCUGGUAGGGAUAGGAGGAAAUCGUGACUGAGUUGAGACUGGAGAACCAGUACAGAGGCAGCAUCACCCCAGCGAAGCCGCUGUUCCUGACCGGGGGGAGACGGGGCCGGCACCCACUGGUAGGUGAAGGCGCGGGGAUGGAGAUGCAGCUGGCUCCGGCCUGACGGGCACCCACCUGCCCUGAGGAAGGGGGAAAGAGCUUCCUUCCCCACCUGCUGCUCCAGAAAGAAAAAAUGAUGCCCUCUGUCUGCUCUCCAGACGGAUCCGUGUGUCGAGCAUGAGCCACCUUGGACAUGGAGCUGUCACCCCCCGAGCAGGGGCAGUGCAGGCAGCCCAGGGAAACCAGAGCGCGGUCAGAGCUCCGCAGGAGCAGCCCCAAACCUGUAAAAUAAAGGCACACGGAGGGGAGGAAUCCCCUGCCUGCAUGUCAGGGGUGUCGUACUCACAGUCCUCGAGGGCUGGAGGAUGCAGCUGCCCCUCCGAGGGGCAGAGCUGCGUGGGUGUGAGCAGCCGGAGCCCGCCGGGCUGGGAAAUGCACGCUGUCCCGUCUCUGGGUUUCUCUUGUGUUUAAUUAAUUUUAUUUUAUUUUUUUUUUCCUGGUGUGAGUGAGUGGGUGGUUCUGCAGCCUGUCUAUUCUCUCUGGGGGGAGUGCAUGUGUAGCCCAGGAUGGUGUGUUGCCUCAUGGAGUCUGGGAGAAGUCCUACGAUAGCACAUUGGGGGUAAAAAAUAAAAAAAAAUAAAAAGUUUUUUUUUUCCGUAAUGUAUAAAUGAAUAUUUGUAUGAUUAAAUUAACACAGAAAAAA